Messenger RNA from Colletotrichum graminicola M1.001, 1161 nucleotides. RefSeq names its product tRNA wybutosine-synthesizing protein. The transcript has 2 exons. Gene Ontology annotation, molecular function: tRNA methyltransferase activity. The coding region runs from base 1 to 1161 and encodes 386 amino acids. Gene Ontology annotation, cellular component: cytoplasm. The record is from RefSeq and is a predicted model, not a curated record. NCBI's taxonomy places the organism in Eukaryota, Fungi, Ascomycota, Sordariomycetes, Glomerellales, Glomerellaceae. Gene Ontology annotation, biological process: tRNA methylation.
AUGGCGCCGCCGCACCAGCGGGCGAGGCAACAAUUGCCCUCCCCGCCGGCAUCCUUUGCAACCCGCAAGCACAGGAUCCUGGAGCAGCUUAGCGUACCCGACGCAGAGUACACCGACGCCUCGCCCAAGGGGUCCGUGGACGUCGGCAUCCGCGAGCUCAUCAACGAGCUCAACGCCCUUGACGGCUUCGUCACGACGAGCAGCUGCGCAGGGCGGGUGAGCGUCUUCCUAGAAGGCCGCAGGGCGCCGGCCUCUGCUCCCGCUGGGCCGGCCACCCACGCCGAGACUCGUUCUGAGCCUGCAGCCCAGACAGGGGACGGCGAUGAUGACGAAGACGUCGACAGCAUCAUCAACAGCGGCAGCGCCGCCACGACGAUAGCUGGCCCCGGGGGUAAGGGAGGCGGCGGCACGUGGUUGUUCGUAUCGCACGACCCCGUCCCCGAAUCGCACGAUGGGGAUGACGGGAUGUUGCGUCGUCUGGGUCUCGUGGACGAGAAGGAGGUAGCCAGCCACCGCUUCGCCGGAGAGUCGGGCAGCGCUCAGCCUGGGCGACGGAGGAAACGACUCAUUCACUUCAAGUUCGAGCCCAUGAUUCUCCAUGUUCUGACGGCUUCCCUGGCCCACGCCCAGCUCCUGCUCAAGUGCGCGUUCGCGGCCGGUUUUCGGGAGAGCGGCGCCCUGAACCUGCUCCCCGCCGUCGCCCCUAUCACACCGCAAGACGGCUCCUCAUUGUCGUCCUCGCCGCCAGUGACGCCCAUGGUGGGGGUCAGGACGAUGGGCCUGGCGCUCGAGUCCCUGGUCGGCUACGUCGACGAUGACGACAGCGACGAGGCCCGACACUGCACCGUCUCGGUGAGCUACCUGCGAGACCUAAUGCAGAUCGCCAACGAGCGCUUCGCGGAGAACGCGGCGAGGAUCGAGAGGUUCCGGGCCGCGCUGCACGCGGCCCUAGCGGGGCCUCCGCCCAAGCUGGGCGAGGGGGGCGCCGAAUGGGAGGACGCUGCUGCCAGGCGGGAGCGCAAGAAGGCCGAAGGCCUGCGUCGCAAGGAGGAGGUGUUGGCUGCUAGACAGAAGACGCAGCCUCAGCCUCCAGCUGAGGGUCGGGAAACUCUCACAGAAGACCCGGCUGGGCUACCUGAAUACGAACUCCAUGGGCUGUGA